This is a messenger RNA of Hyla sarda, 1983 nucleotides long. It is a transcript of the gene BLNK, whose product is annotated as B cell linker. Lineage: Eukaryota; Metazoa; Chordata; Amphibia; Anura; Hylidae. Gene Ontology annotation, molecular function: protein binding. Gene Ontology annotation, cellular component: cytoplasm. The transcript has 24 exons. Bases 49 to 1767 code for a protein of 572 amino acids. Gene Ontology annotation, biological process: cell surface receptor protein tyrosine kinase signaling pathway; intracellular signal transduction. The record is from RefSeq and is a predicted model, not a curated record.
ACAUACUACUGUAUUUAAUAGAAUCCCUUCAAAUCUCCAGAUUAGACCAUGGCUUUUAAACUACCGCUCCGGGAAGACUUUGAAAGUUGGACAACUUCACAAGUUGCAGAUCUUUUUAAGCAGUUUGGAUUACAUGAAUGUACAGAAGUGCUGGAGAAAUUGGGAUUAAAUGGUUACAGCUUUUUGAACAUGACAGAUCAUGAGCUGAAUAAGUUUAACAUACUUUACCAACCGCAGAUCCAGAAAAUUGUCAAUGAUUUAAAGAAAAACGAAACUGGGUUAUUUAAGAAGAUCAAGAAGUUCCAAAAUGAUCAUGUGGCGUUAAUUUGUAAAACUGGGAAAGAUACAUGGGAUCGUAUAACAAACAAGGCAGCUCCACCGAGUGUCCCAAAAAGAGACUACCAGACAGGUCUGGCAAAUGGGGAGGAUGAUGAAUGGUUCAACGAUUUUGAAAGUGACUAUGACAGCCCAGAUGAGCAUUCUGAUAAUGAAACCUAUGUGGUCCCUUCAGACGAUGAAAACUAUGAACCUCCACCGAACGACAAUCAUGUGUUGCCAUCAUCCUUUAAGACCGUGGCGGGAAACAAUGGAUAUGCAGAUAAACAAGCACCAGAAUCAAUGAAGAUGCACAUGAGGCCAGCACCCAGAUCACAUGAGCCAUUUCCAAAGCACCAGCAACCUUUACCUCCUGUUUCCAGUCGACCUCCUACAGCAAGUAAACCCUUCCCUAAGCCAAUGCCUUCUCCUAGACAUCAGCCACCACCAAUGAUGAGAAUGCCAGCAAACAUACCACAACCACAACUGGACUGUGAAGACGAGGAAAACUACAUUGUACCAGAACCAGAACCGGAGCCCCACAAGGAGACAGUAAAAAAUCCUCCAGUAGUGAACAGACACAUCAAACCCAUGCCCCCAACCCCUAGAAGGUCUCCCACUCAGCAACCUCCUGAACCUCAAGAUCAAGACCUGUAUCUUGUCCCUGAGAAUGAGCCAUCUCCAUCUCCUCCUAAAAGGGGAUCGCAACCUAAAAUAAUUCCUCCAUCAAAUGAGAAUCAGGAUGAAUAUGAAGUAUGUGAUGAUUUUAUCAUCCCAGAACCACCCACAAAACCCAAGCCAUCACCUUCACCAAGAAAUGUAAGGCCUAAACCACCUCCACACCUUGCACAGAAACCGAGAAUGAUUCCAGUGUUACCCCAAAGGGAUGUUAAUAGCAAUAUUGACAAGCCCCAUGUUAUGCAACGCCAAAGAAUACACAGUGCUGGGAGUGAUCCUCCCCCAGUGCCUUCAGUAUUACAUAAGGUUCCAGUUCCUUUACCUAAACCUAAUGUAAUACCUAUGCAAAAACUUCCUGAGGCUGCAACACGUUACACAUCUGGAUCAAAUCGUCAUGGCAGUGCAGUGGAACAGGAUGCUGAUGUCCUUAAUAAAGAAUGGUAUGUUUCAUCAUGUAACCGGCGCACAGCAGAAGAAGCUCUGACAAGCACAGCCAAGGACGGAUCUUUCCUAGUAAGAAAAAGCAGUGGACAAGACUCCCAGCAGCCAUUCACCCUCGUAGUAUUUUACAAUAGGCGAGUGUAUAAUAUUCCAGUGCGAUAUAUUGAAGCUACACGGCAGUAUGCUCUGGGGAGAGAGAAAAGUGGAGAAGAGAAAUUUCAUAGUGUGGCAGAAAUCAUUGACAAUCACCGUCAAACUCCUCUUGUGCUUAUUGACAGCCAAAACAAUACAAAAGACGCAACAAAGUUAAAACAGGCUGUAAGAAUCCCUUAAGCUAUUUACAGAACUGUCACGUCACAGUGAAAAUGAACAAUAAAAGCAACAAAGGAUUUAUUUGUGGAACUGGAAAUAAAUCGGUCACUUUGUGUGUACAUAUAAAUAUAUAUAUAUUUUCCCAUGGUGAGCAGACAGCUCAUACCAUCUUGAUUCCUGUACAUACUUUUUAUAACAUACUAAUUUUGUGUGCACAAUAAAUCUGAUUUAAAGCAA